Molecule: messenger RNA, 2190 nt
Organism: Columba livia (rock pigeon)
Lineage: Eukaryota; Metazoa; Chordata; Aves; Columbiformes; Columbidae
Gene: TLCD3B
Product: TLC domain containing 3B
Exons: 4
Coding region: 308-1273 (321 amino acids)
Biological process (GO): lipid homeostasis; ceramide biosynthetic process
Cellular component (GO): endoplasmic reticulum; membrane
Molecular function (GO): sphingosine N-acyltransferase activity
Source: RefSeq, a predicted model, not a curated record
UCCGCUGCGGCUACGCCGCCGGCCACGCCCCGCGGUCGCCACGGCAACGCAGGAGCGGCUUCCUAUUGGGCGGCAGCGGGGAGACCACGCCCCUCGCCACGCCGUCCCGCUCUGCCCGGCAACGCUACCGCUUCGGCCCUUUCUAUUGGCCGCGCGGCGGCCAAUGAGAAAGCGCGGCGGCGCGCAUGCGCGGUGCUCGCCCGUUGCCGUGGCGACGCGCGGCCUGAGGGCGGGCGGGAGGCGGCGCGUAUGUAAAUGUAUGUAAAUCUAUGCAAAUGAGCGCGGGGGCGGGGCCUGCUGGACAGACAUGAGCUCCGGAGUGAGGGGAGAGGCCGGGUCCCCGGUGCUGCCGUUCUCCGCCGGGCUGCUGUUCUUCCCGGGGCUCUUCGUGCUCGGUCGCUGCGUCCUGCGCCGCCUGCGCUGCCCGGAGCCGCACGCCGAGAUCCUGGCGGCGAGGCACUGGCUGGCCUCCUGGUACCCUCCGUUCGCCGUGCCGUACUUCAUCUACGACGUGUACGCCAUGUUCCUGUGCCACCGGCACCGCGCGCGCGUCAAGGGCCACGAGGAGGCGGCCGCGCCGGCCCCGCUGCGCCGCGCCGCCCUGGCCUUCCUGCGCCGGGACCCGCUCAUGGUGCUGCACCACGCCGCCAUGGUGCUCGUCUGCUUCCCCGUGGCCACCCUGCAGCUCCAGCACAAGAACAUCUGGGGUGUCCCUGUGUCCCCCAUCCCCCAUGUCCCCAUAUCCCUGAGUCCCCCAACCCCCCUGUACCUAUUUCCCUUGGGGCACUCCUGGGUCCCUUGGGGCACUCCUGGGUCCCUCACGGUUUCGGGGUGCCCCAAUGCGGUUUGGGGGCACAGCUGCAGCCCAUCUGGGGUGUCCCUGGGUCCCUUAAUGCCCAUGUCCUCAUAUCCCUGUCUCCCUUACCCGCACUCCUGUGUCCCCUGGGGCACUCCUGGGUCCCUUGGGGCACUCCUGGGUCCCCCACGAUUUGGGGGUGCCCCAAUGCGGUUUGGGGGCGCAGCUGCAGCUCCAGCACAAGAACAUCUGGGGUGUCCCUGUGUCCCUAUGUCCCCGUAUCCCUGUGUCCCUUACCCGCACUCCUGUGUCCCCUGGGGCACUCCUGGGUCCCUUGGGGCACUCCUGGGUCCCUCCCCCAUAUUUCGGGGUACCCCAUGCGUUUGGGGGCGCAGCCGCAGCCCAUCUGGGGUGUCCCUGGAUCCCUUAAUGCCCAUGUCCCCAUAUCCCUGGGUCCCCCAACCCCCCUGUACCUGAACUCCUGUGUCCCCUGGGGCACUCCUGGGUCCCUUGGGGCACUCCUGGGUCCUCCAUGAUUUGGGGGUGCCCCAAUGCGGUUUGGGGGCGCAGCCGCAGCCCAUCUGGGGUGUCCCUGUGUCCAUGUGUCCCCAUGUCCCCAUAUCCCUGUGUCCCCCAACCCCCCUGUACCUGCACUCCUGUGUCCCCUGGGGCACUCCUGGGUCCCUUGGGGCACUCCUGGGUCCCUCCCCCAUAUUUUGGGGUACCCUAAGGCGGUUUGGGGGCCCAGUUGCAGCCCAUCUGGGGUGUCCCUGGGUCCCUUAAUGCCCAUGUCCUCAUAUCCCUGUCUCCCUUACCCGCACUCCUGGGUCCCUUGGGGCACUCCUGGGUCCCCCGUGAUUUGGGGGUGCCCCAAUGCGGUUUGGGGGCGCAGCUGCAGCUGCAGCACAAGAACAUCUGGGGUGUCCCUGUGCCUCCAACCCCCCUAUACCCACACUCCUGUGUCCCUUCCCCGCACUCCUGUGUCCCCUGGGGCACUCCUGGGUCCCUUGGGGCACUCCUGGGUCCCCCAUCAUUUCGGGGUGCCCCAAUGCGGUUUGGGGGUGCAGCUGCAGCCCAUCUGGAGUGUCCCUGUGUCCCCCAUCCCCCAUGUCCCCAUAUCCCUGAGUCCCCCAACCCCCCUGUACCUGUUUCCCUUGGGGCACUCCUGGGUCCCUUGGGGCACUCCUGGGUCCCUCCCCCAUAUUUCGGGGUACCCCAUGUGUUUGGGGGCGCAGCUGCAGCCCAUCUGGGGUGUCCCUGUGUCCCCCAUCCCCCAUAUCCCCAUAUCCCUGAGUCCCCCAACCCCCCUGUACCUGUUUCCCUUGGGGCACUCCUGGGUCCCUUGGGGCACUCCUGGGUCCCCCACGGUUUUGGGGGUGCCCCAAUGCGGUUUG